AUGGACGUUAACGGGGUAGCUGGGACAACUUUAUUUCUCAUCGGACUUUUAUUGUUUCUGGUGUACAUUUAUGCAGUAUGGCCAUUCUCUACGUUCACAAAGCUGGGGAUUGCAGGACCCAAACCAGUUCCUUUCUUCGGAAACUUGACGCAGAUGGGAACAGGUAUGCAAUAUAAAGACUUGGAAUGGAUCAAGAAAUAUGGUAAAGUAUACGGCUAUUACGAAGGUAGGAUGCCAAUGUUGUUAGUUGCUGAUGUAGAGAUGUGUAAACAGAUAAUGGUCAAACAGUUCUCAUCAUUUGUUAACAGGAGGAGAUUUAAUCUGCAAGGGACACUCUGGAGCUCAGCACUUCCGAAUCUCGUUGACGAACACUGGAAAAACGUACGUAACACCUUGACCCCUGCAUUUAGUGCCUCAAAGAUGAAACAGUUGGCUCCAUUAAUAAGUUCAGCAAGUAACUAUAUGGUUAAAAACCUCGACAAACAUUGUCAAAGCAAGACGUCAUUCAAAUGUAUAAAAAAUCUGUAUGGGUAUUACGUGCUAGACAGUAUUGCCGGUGCAGGAUUUGGUAUGGACCUCAGUUCUCAAACCGAACCUGAUCAUCCAUUUGUGACAACAGUGAAAAGGUUAUUUAAAGCACAUACAGUCUUCAAGCCGGUUUUCAUGAUUUUAUUGUUUCUUCCGAUAUUUGUGCCAUUUUUGAAGCUCUUCAAAAUCUCGUGUUUUCCGAGAAAGUUGAUGGAUUAUUUCGUGAAAGUCUUGGAGGAAACUAUUGAAACUAGAGACAAGGAUCCUGACUCCACUCGGAAAGUAGACUUCUUACAGCUGAUGUUGAAUGCUCAUCACGAGUAUGAACAAUACAUUGAAAACAAGGAAGAAGAACCAGACGAAGAAGACGAUGUGCUCAAAGUACAGUUUGUAAAAGGUAGUACGUUGCUGACUGGCGUUUCUCAUAAAGGCUUGUCUGAAGAUGAAAUGUUAGGACAGGCAAUGACUUUCUUUUUUGCUGGAUAUGAAACUGUCAGCACGACAAUGAGUUUUGCAUCCUACAAUCUAGCCACCAAUCCAGAUGUUCAAGAGAAGUUACAAGGAGAAAUCGACAGAGUUAUGGCUGAUUACGAUCAGCCAAACUACGAGGCUAUAUCCAAGAUGCCUUAUUUAGAUAUGGUAUUCAAAGAAACACUCCGGAAGUACCCUCCUGUUAUAAGGUACGAUCGUGAGUGUACAGAAGAUAUUAUAAUUAAUGGUCUACAUAUACCCAAAGGCAUGUAUAUAUGUAUGCCGAUUUAUGCAAUUCACCAUGACCCUGAACUUUACCCUGAACCUGAGAAAUUCAUUCCUGAAAGGUUCACUAAAGAAGAAAAAGCCAAACGUCAUUCUUGUGCAUGGCUUCCCUUUGGAGCGGGCCCACGAAUGUGUAUUGGUAUGAGAUUUGCAAUGAUGGAGGCUAAGAUUGGAUUGGUUCGCAUUCUGCAAAAAUACAGUUUUGAACCGUGUGCUGAAACUGAGAUUCCGCCUAAACUUGGUCUUCUCGGCUUUACCACCCCUCCCAACGACAUAGUACUUACUGUGUCAUUAAGGAAAUAA
Molecule: messenger RNA, 1587 nt
Organism: Saccoglossus kowalevskii
Lineage: Eukaryota; Metazoa; Hemichordata; Enteropneusta; Harrimaniidae
Product: cytochrome P450 3A29-like
Molecular function (GO): oxidoreductase activity, acting on paired donors, with incorporation or reduction of molecular oxygen; iron ion binding; heme binding
Source: RefSeq, a predicted model, not a curated record